Molecule: messenger RNA, 227 nt
Organism: Eimeria tenella
Lineage: Eukaryota; Apicomplexa; Conoidasida; Eucoccidiorida; Eimeriidae
Exons: 1
Source: RefSeq, a predicted model, not a curated record
AUGGAAGAGGCAGCAGCAGCAGCGGCAAAGACAGCAGCAGCAGCAGCAGCAGCAGCAAAGCAGCACAGAGAAGGUCGUUUCAGGGAUCGUGUUUGGGGGGGACCCGGAGCCAAGAUCGAGCGGGGAUCGAGUGGGGAUCGGCUGGGGAUCGGGAUCGGGAUCGGGAUCGCUUUGCUUACGCAGGAGCUGCAGCAAAAAGGGCAAAAAGAGCCCCGAGGAAAAGUUGG